GGUAUAAGGCCGUACAUAUGUAAGAUCUGUAAAGCAACAUUUACAAGGCAGCACAGCCUCAACUACCACACUCUCAUCCAUAAAAACCUCAAUCGAUUCAGGUGCGAGGAUUGCGGUCGGAUGUUUAGGCAUCCCAGCCACUUUAAGGAACAUUGCCGGAAACACACAGGGGAGACCCCAUUCCUCUGCAGCGACUGCCCUUUGCGGUUCAAAACUAGAAAUACGUACAAACGCCACAUGCGG
Molecule: messenger RNA, 243 nt
Organism: Helobdella robusta
Lineage: Eukaryota; Metazoa; Annelida; Clitellata; Rhynchobdellida; Glossiphoniidae
Exons: 2
Biological process (GO): regulation of transcription by RNA polymerase II
Molecular function (GO): DNA-binding transcription factor activity; RNA polymerase II cis-regulatory region sequence-specific DNA binding
Source: RefSeq, a predicted model, not a curated record